Molecule: messenger RNA, 303 nt
Organism: Dioscorea cayenensis subsp. rotundata (Guinea yam)
Lineage: Eukaryota; Viridiplantae; Streptophyta; Magnoliopsida; Dioscoreales; Dioscoreaceae
Product: 17.1 kDa class II heat shock protein-like
Exons: 2
Coding region: 1-303 (100 amino acids)
Biological process (GO): response to salt stress; response to hydrogen peroxide; response to heat
Source: RefSeq, a predicted model, not a curated record
AUGCCUAGGGUUAAGCCAGGGAAGAUCAAGGUCCAUGUUGAGGAUGAGAAUGUGCUUGUGAUUAGUGGUGAGAGAAAGAGAGAUGAAGAAGAGGAGGAUAGGAAGUACCUGCAGAUGGAGAGAAGGGCUGGCAAGUUCAUGAGAAACCGGGUUCCUUCGAAUCAAAAGAACUCAUCAGUGAACUUGAGAGCAGCAGUAGGGGAAGAAGAGGAGGAGCAGAAGACCGAGAUGGAGGCUAUUGGAGAGGUGGAUAAUGGAGGCGGAGAAGGAGAGAGAAACUCAAUGGGAAUUUUGGAGACCUAA